Molecule: messenger RNA, 1107 nt
Organism: Parnassius apollo (apollo)
Lineage: Eukaryota; Metazoa; Arthropoda; Insecta; Lepidoptera; Papilionidae
Source: the annotation of a GenBank genome assembly
AUGUCUUCGCAACAGAGAGAAACUGUGGUUUCAGUGCCGCUCACACCGACACGGUCGGAUUUGUACUGGAGACGAAUUUUCAACAAAUAUGACAGAGACAACGACGGUCGGAUAUCCUACAUAGAAUUGAAAAACAUCAUCGAGUCCCGGGAAUACGACCAUGAUCUGCCGGACAACCUGGUGGAGAAGAUCAUGGAGCUAGGGGACCGCGACAAUUCCGGCUACCUGGACUUUGCAGAGUUCGUGGAGAUGAUGCACCACCCCGACCUAAAAGCGGUGUUCGGACAUUUUGUGGCGAGAUACGUCCACUCGAUCAUACCACACAGGGACCCUGUGGAUACUACCGGACCGUGGACAGGAUUUCAAGCGGUGUCAACCUCCGAUCGUGACGGUAUAUACGAAGAGGAGUAUAGCUGUUGGCCGCCGGCGAUCUGCAUGAUCCUGAUCUCAUUGAUUGAGAUAGUGCUGUUCUGCUACGAUGCCUCCCAGGGGAAGAUGGACGCGACGGGCCCCGUCGCACAGAUCUUCAUCUACAAUCCACAUAAGCGGCAGGAGGCGUGGCGGUUCCUCACGUAUAUGCUGGUGCAUGUCGGCGUGGUGCACUUGGUGGUGAACCUGCUGGUUCAGCUGUUCCUGGGGGUGCCGCUAGAGAUGGUGCACCGGUGGUGGCGCGUGGCGCUGGUGUACGUGGCGGGCGUGGCGGCCGGCUCAUUGGCCACCAGCCUCACCGAUCCCAAAGUCUACUUGGCUGGUGCCUCUGGUGGCGUUUACGCGCUCAUCGCCGCGCAUAUCGCCACGAUUAUUAUGAAUUGGGCGGAGAUGGAGUUCGCGAUAGUUCAACUGCUAGUUUUUCUACUGCUGACGAUCGUGGACAUUGGUACGGCCGUGUAUGACCGCUACUGGAGACACUUGCAGCAGAACAUCGGAUACGUGGCGCACCUGGCUGGCGCUGUGGCUGGUCUAUUAGUUGGUAUAGGAGUACUCCGUAACUUAGAGAAGAGAAAGUGGGAGAAGAGACUGUGGUGGGCGGCGGUUGUUAUCUACUUCUCGCUCAUGUUGGCGGGAGUGCUGGCUAAUAUCUUUUGGUACUCGCAUUUCCAGCAGUGA